Caenorhabditis bovis is the source of this 1701-nucleotide messenger RNA. Lineage: Eukaryota; Metazoa; Nematoda; Chromadorea; Rhabditida; Rhabditidae. The record is from the annotation of a GenBank genome assembly.
AUGGUUAUGUUAACGUCAGACGUCGUGAUGAAAAGGCUUCAGGAUAUUCACGCGCCGACUCAAGAAGCCAUUGAAACCAUGUCGCUCUGGAUAAUGCAUUAUAAAGACAAAGCAUCAAUAGAUGUCAUCGUGGAAGGAUGGUUAAAUGCAUUUCGAAUUGCAUCUAAUGAUCAAAAACGAAUCGCCUUAUUCUACGUGAUGAACGAUGUCGUGCAAAAGGCGAAAAACAAGCACAUUGAUACCUUGAUUCCAGCAUUCCAGCCAGCUGUGUUGACUGCGGUGGGAAUAGGGCGAAAAUUCACCAAAGUCAAAGAUGUGAUGAAGAGAUGCAUUGAGAUUUUUGCACAGCGGCAUGUCUUCACGAGCGCAAGCAUCACAGCCAUGCAAAAUUUGAUAAAUGCCGAUGACGCCUAUGAUGCAGAAGAGACCGCGCUUGACAUUGACAAUGAUGAGAUUGUUCGUAAAGUGACCGCAUUUAUCACGGCGAGAAAUGUGGUUUCGGAUAUGAUGAAGUAUGUCAAUGACGGCGAUUUCAAUUACAAAGAGCGCAUUCGAACCGGAAUGAAAGAUCGCGAGGAGGGCGCGCACGUUCUACAAGAGGUGCACGACGCCAUUGACACCAUGGUGAAGGUUCGGCAUGCGAUGGAAGGCCAAAAACAAAAAAUGGUGGAGCUCAUUGAGACACUGGAGCUCGCCAAACGCGUAUUCAUGCAUCAAAAACGCGAGGUUCUGGUUGUCGAGGAGGCGUACAUCAACUUUCGAGACGGCAUCAAAGCGGUGCACAAAGAUCUACUCGAAAUGGAAGCGACGGGAAUCUAUCCGGGAAUCACGCCGCCGCGAAAUGCGCCAUCGCCGACGGCCGAAGAUGAUAUUUACGCGACAGGCGUUGAGAAUGCCAUUCAACACUUUGAAGCGCCUCAAACUUGGGAUAAUCGUCAAGCAGUUGAUAUGGAAAUGGAUGAGGAAGAUCGGCCGCAAGAAUCGAUGCCGAAACUCGUAUUGCCGCCGCCGCCGACCGCACCACAACCAUCAUUGCAUUCGAGAAUAAUGCAGCUCGGUCUGAAAAAGAUUGCCGAGGGCGAUCAAGACGACGGUCAGACUCUUGCCGGCGUCGAAGCGCCAACACAACCCGACUUCACCAAACCGCCGCCGGCGUUUAAUAUGAGUGUGCCGCCGCCGCCGAUGGCGGGCCUCAAUGCGUUCGGUGUGCCAUUGAAGACGCCACUUCCGACGGUGUCGCGGUCCAUUCAGGAUAUUCUGAAGAGUAUUCCGAGUGCGGCGGCGUUGAGCGCGCAAACCGCCGACGCGACGCGCAGCUCCUAUCAGAUGGCGUUGCAGCAGCACGGAAUCGCGUCGACGUCGGACCGCGACGAGCGCCUCGCGCCGCCGUCUGCCUAUCACGCCACGUUUGAGCCGAGAGAUCCGGUUGAGCCGGCUGAGCCGAGAUUUCCGGGGCUUGUCGAUCCGCAGUUAAUCGAGCCGCCGAAGCUAUCCGAUCCUGAUCAUAGAAGAGAUUUCCCGCGAUUCUCUAGAGAUGACCGAUGGUCUCGCGGUGGCGGUUACGCGGAUAAUCGGAACUUUGAUCGUGGCGACGGAUACCGCCCGAGAGGUGCCGCCCAUGAUAGGCCGUGGAGAGGCGGCGAUAGAGGUGGUCGUGGUCAUAAUUGGCGUGGUGGUGGAAGAGGGUAUUCACGUUAUUAA